Messenger RNA from Penaeus vannamei (Pacific white shrimp), 1152 nucleotides. The record is from RefSeq and is a predicted model, not a curated record. NCBI's taxonomy places the organism in Eukaryota, Metazoa, Arthropoda, Malacostraca, Decapoda, Penaeidae.
AGCGACCGUGCACCUCGUCCCACUUACGGGGAUCCUCUCCAACGACUCGAAGAAGUUCAAGGCCUAUUCUGUGUACGCGUGGGGCGGCCCCUUCGUCGUCACCUCCGUCAGCGCCCUCCUCUUCUUCCUGCCGGAGAGAUACGUCGCGGCCGGCGUGGUUCGGCCGGACUUCGGGGUCAAUACGUGCUUUUUGGACGGCGACCUCGAAUACCUCGUCCACUUCUACGGCCUGGUUGGUGCGCUGUUCCUCGUCAAUCUGCUGCUUCUCGGCCACACCAUCUACAUGCUGUUCCGAGCAGGGGCCGCGUUCAACUGCUGCAGCAAGACCGAGAGCCCGAGAGCGUUCAAUCGCAGCCACCUCGACGCGUACUGGCAGCGGUUCAGUCUGUUCACGCUGAUGGCUGUCUGCUGGGUCACGGAGGUGCUCUCCUGGAAGAUCCCGCCUGCUGGCAUGUGGAUUGUCACCGACCUUCUGAACUCCUUGCAAGGUCUCGUCGUGUUCCUCAUCUUCCUUUCGAGCAAGAAGAAGAGACAUCUGGUGGUGGAAUUCUGCCAAAAGACGGGGUUUCUCGCACGUCUCUUCAAGUGCGACUCGAAGGCUUUGUCGCCCACUUGAAGAGGGUCGAGGGACAGGAGGGAGAGAAAGGAGGGAGAGAAAUAUAAUGUGAUAUUAGAUAGAGGAUAAUUGUGAUGAUGGCGAUGGUGGUAUGGUGAUGGGGAUGAUAUGGUGAUGCUUGAUGGUGAUGAUGUUACAGUGAUGAUGAAGAUGGUGGUCAUGAUAAUAAAAUAACAAUAAUAAUAGUAAUAAAACACGGUGAAUGUAAUGUACCUGUUAGUACAAAGUGUGUCACUUGAAACAUUUUUGUAGACCUACCAUACAGGACAAACCAUUUGAUAAUGGUGACGCUUGUGAGAGAGAGAGAAAAAAAAAUGGUUCCAUGGAGUGAUAAAAAGAUAACCUGAAAUAAACACAACAGAAACCUAUCUUCAGUACAUACCAUUUAUAGUUCUCCACGAGCGAGGUAAUUAACGUGGUUUAUUGUCACCAAAAUGAAACUGUCAUUUGUGGAAACCUGCAGUCUUAUGUGGUGAAUAUGACGUUGCAGCUGAUUAUAGGAAUGUCGAGAUAAAUAUAUCUACGUCUGAAACUGA